CCUGUGAUCCACAGUCGUCACAUUUAAUUAUUCUUCCCACCCUUCUCACUCCACCUUUAAAAUUACAAUACACAGUAAAACAACAAAAUGGCCACCGCGAAUAUGAUUCUCAAGAUCAAGCUGCUGCUUCUCUCUCUCUUUCAUCUCCGAUCCCAACCCAGUCCGCCCUUUCUGCUGAAACGCUACUCGUAUAAAGAUAUAAAGAAGGCGACAGAUGGAUUUAGGAGAGUUGUCGAUAACUCCUCUCAAGAGGUCUUAUAAGGCCAAGUUUCUAAAUGGGCGUGUUGGAGUAGUGAGAGAGGUCAAGUUAUUGGAUGAUGACCAACUUUCCUUUUCAUAUGAAGUCCAACUCUUGGGGCGUCUGCAUCACCGCCACAUUCUCGCGCUUUAUGGCUUUUCGACUGGACCUAAGCGGUUCCUAGUGUUCGAAAACAUAGAAAGUGGAAGCUUAAAGGAGCACCUCUCUGAUCCAUUGAAGACUCCCUUGAACUGGCGAACGAGGCUCAAAAUAGCGGUUGGCAUAGCUGCUGCUGUGGAAUAUCUGCAAUUUUUCUGUGAUCCACCAGUUUAUCGCGUCUCUAUAAGCUCAAGCACCAUAAUGUUGGAUGAAAAUUUCACACCAAAGAUCUCAGACAUUAGCCUAUCCAGUGCUGCUGAAAAUCCGACCUCUUCCCGUGGUCCAGAAGAGUGUAGAGACGAGUGCUGCAGAAACGUCAUCUUCCAACUCGGGCUGGUGAUCCUGGAGCUCAUCACGGGCCAGUCAUCAGAUAAGGGUGGUGUUGAUUUGGCACAGUGGGUUCAAGAACCGUGUUUCUUGAGUUCGAUACACAAAAUGAUAGAUCCUGAUCUUGGUAAUAGCUAUGAUGCAAGAGAGCUCAAUGGCCUUCUCAAUGUUGCAAGAUUGUGCAUAAGAUCUAUAGAUGAGACUAGAAUAUACACCCCUCAAAUUUUGUGGUAUUUGCAGAAAAAGAUAGGCAUCACAAGAAAAUGAAAGCAUGUGAUUUAGUUUAGCAUGCCAUAUUCAUUUUUUUACAUUGUAAACUUUUUUCUUUAUAUUCCUAGGCUAUAUACUAUCGCUCACCACUCUUCAAACUAGACUGUCAACAUUUUGUAUACACCCUUUGUAGUUUGUACUUCAUCCGUUCCUUGUUAAUAGAAAUAUUUCUUUUUA
Molecule: messenger RNA, 1171 nt
Organism: Salvia hispanica
Lineage: Eukaryota; Viridiplantae; Streptophyta; Magnoliopsida; Lamiales; Lamiaceae
Source: RefSeq, a predicted model, not a curated record